ACAUUGUGCGAGACAUCUGUUUUGGUUGCGUCGUACACCCGGCAGCAUGCUCCCGAACGUAAACAUUGAGGCUGGAGUCGAAGCAGAAGGAGGCAGUGUGAUGGAUCUCCUUCCCUCUUUUUAACAGAUUGACACUCUUUUGUCGAAGGAGAGGUGUUUUAAAAUGUGUGUGUUGUGAAAAUUCUCUGGAAAGACCCAAGAGGAAUGCAAAACUCCAGUCCAGAAUGGCUCGAGUCAGCCAUGGCUUCUAGUGUGGUAGUGUGGCCCCCAUGGCCCUCGGAGUGGCUUCAGGGGGGCCAUGUGGACAUGUUGGCUGGCCUGGCAGAAAAGUACCAGCCAUGGUUGUGCUCAGUGGUUGCCUCGGUGAUCGUAGGGCUGGCCGGAAUCGUGCCACUCCUUCUCAUUCCCAGCGACUACGAAAUCAAGUCCAACAGCGGCGGAAGGAACAUGUUGCAGCUGCUGUUGAGUUUCGCGGUGGGCGGUCUCCUCGGCGACGUGUUCCUGCACCUGCUUCCGGAGGCGUGGAGCAUGGCGCUGGACGCUGGAGCAGGUACCCAUGAAGCCUUCACUCAAGUGGGUCUUUGCGUGUUGGCUGGAAUCUUCGUGUUCAUCAUAGUAGAGAUGAUGGCCUCAAAUGAGUCUCCUGAGCCGCAAAAUAAUAACUCUAAGGAAAAAAUUGGGGAGAAUAAGAAAGAUGUAACUGGCUACUUAAACCUUAUAGCAAAUGGUAUCGACAACUUUACUCACGGACUGGCUGUAGCUGGUUCAUUCAUGGUUUCCUACAAGACAGGAAUACUUACAACUGGUGCUAUACUCAUUCAUGAAAUCCCACAUGAGAUUGGGGACUUUGCCAUUCUACUUAAGUCUGGUUUUAGCCGCUGGGAGGCAACACUGGCACAAAUGUACACUGCAGGUGUUGGCUUACUGGGUGCACUCUUCACACUCUUUAUUGGUACUACUGAGGCCCUUGCGGGGAUACAAGUGUACAUCCUUGCCUUUACUGCAGGAGGCUUCCUCAACAUUGCUCUUGUGACUGUACUGCCAGAGCUUUUGCAGGAGGAACGCCCUGCUCAGUCUUGUGCACAGCUGCUGUGUCUCCUCUUGGGUACCUUCACCAUGGCCACAGUCGCUACCACAUGCUGAAGGACAGGCAUACUUCAGUUUUCUCUUCCGUCUUGUCUUAUGUUCAAGGGGCUGUGAUGUCCUUAUGCCUGUCGAGGAGAGCUGGUCAAUUUUCCUAGUAGUUGGUUAGGAAUAAUUUUUUUCUUUCUCCCAAGUGUAGAGAAAUGUUUGAAUUUUUGUUUCUUUCAUAUAGACUGCAGGUGUAAUGUAGUGAUGUGUUCUGCAUGGAUAGGAAGUCCAGAAAGAGUUAUACUGGAUUAUUUUCUCUCUUUUUUGUCUUUUAAAUAACAUAUCAG
This is a messenger RNA of Penaeus monodon (black tiger shrimp), 1418 nucleotides long. Its product is annotated as zinc transporter ZIP13 homolog. The transcript has 8 exons. NCBI's taxonomy places the organism in Eukaryota, Metazoa, Arthropoda, Malacostraca, Decapoda, Penaeidae. Gene Ontology annotation, biological process: intracellular zinc ion homeostasis; zinc ion transmembrane transport. Bases 205 to 1143 code for a protein of 312 amino acids. The record is from RefSeq and is a predicted model, not a curated record. Gene Ontology annotation, molecular function: zinc ion transmembrane transporter activity. Gene Ontology annotation, cellular component: membrane.